Juglans regia (Persian walnut) is the source of this 1375-nucleotide messenger RNA. RefSeq names its product prostaglandin E synthase 2-like. Gene Ontology annotation, molecular function: prostaglandin-E synthase activity. The transcript is spliced from 6 exons. The record is from RefSeq and is a predicted model, not a curated record. Gene Ontology annotation, cellular component: mitochondrion. NCBI's taxonomy places the organism in Eukaryota, Viridiplantae, Streptophyta, Magnoliopsida, Fagales, Juglandaceae. The coding region runs from base 158 to 1144 and encodes 328 amino acids.
CGCUCGACCACCGAGGUCGUUCACACACAUGAUGUUUACGGUUCUUGUGGUUGUGGAAAUGGUUGAAGCGUCGUGUGUUCAAUUUCAGCCAAAACCCUGAACCCUAAAUCAUAGAGUGACGGACAGACCCAAAUUAGUUUUGACUUCGCUGGUGGUGAUGAUGAGAAGGGUUAAUGUCAACGAGCUCGUCAUUCUCAGUCGAUCCAUCGGAGGAGGCGCUGCCGUCGCCACCGCUGCUGACCAGCGACUGCUUCGAUUGGCGCUCUACGGCACUUCGGAUUUAAAGGCCAAUUCCAAUCCACAGUGGCUCAUGUCGCGAGGACUCGUCGAUCGCUUUGGCUCAUCGGGUCCAUUUGUCGCAAACGGCGUCGCGGGGACCAGGUUCUUCUCUGCCUCGGCGACAUCUCUAGCGAAGGAGUCACUUCGUCCCAAAAAAUUCUCCCCCCAAGACGUGGUUCUUUACCAGUACGAAGCUUGCCCUUUCUGCAAUAAAAUCAAAGCUUUCUUGGAUUAUUACAAAAUUCCUUACGAAGUGGUGGAGGUUAACCCCAUCAACAAAAAGGAGAUCAAGUGGUCUGAUUACAAGAAGGUGCCUAUACUGAAGGUUGAUGGUGAACAGAUGGUCGAUUCUUCAGACAUAAUUGAUAAGUUGUUCCAAAAGAUUCAUCUUGACAACCCUGUCAUGGAUGGUGAUGAAGAACGGAAAUGGCGUGGGUGGGUGGAUAAUCACUUGGUGCAUGUCUUAUCUCCAAAUAUUUAUCGAACUACUUCUGAAUCUCUCGAGUCAUUUGACUAUAUCACCACUCACGGCAAUUUCAGUUUCACUGAGAGGAUAAUUGCGAAGUAUGCUGGAGCUGCAGCUAUGUAUUUUGUGUCAAAGAAAUUGAAGAAGAAACACAACAUCACAAAUGAACGUGCAGCCCUGUAUGAAGCUGCAGAAACAUGGGUGGAUGGUCUGAAGGGCCGGCAGUUUCUUGGUGGGUUAAAUCCUAAUCUGGCCGAUCUCGCUGUCUUUGGCGUCCUGAGGCCCAUCCGACACCUCAGGUCAGGCAGAGACAUGGUUGAGCAUACGAGGAUUGGUGAUUGGUAUGCUAGAAUGGAAAGUGCAGUAGGAGAAUCUGCUAGAAUCAAGACAGACAAGUAGAAAAGAUUUGUUAUUUGGUUUGGGGUUUGCUAUCAGCUUAAGCCGCUGGGUUUGGUGAGUCUUAAAUCUUGGUAUGCGACAUUACGAAUAAAUCAUUAUACGAAACACUGAAACAAAAUGCAAACUCUUUACGUUGGCGGGAAGGUGUAACCUUUGAAUCUUGAUGUUAAGUUGUCGCCGCAUGGAUACUUGUUUUUGCUGAUUAGCGACCAUCUUUUCUCUGUUGUUUCU